UUAGUAAUCCAGGUGACUCUGACUGAACCUGCAGAGUGACGCCUCAGUCUCAGCUUCACACACAGACUGACAGCAGCAACUCAACACUCAGUGGACGGAGCAGAAUGGACGGUGUCCCUUUGAAGACGCCCCAGGUUCCUGCCUUACAGGARGUUAAAGAUGACAUCAAAGUGACCGUGCCUGAUUACCUUUCCAUCCUGCAGCAGACAGAGUAUGAAUUCAGCCUAGAGAACUGGGUCCUAACUGGCCUACAAAACAGCAUCUUGGAUCAUCACCGACCUCAGCCCACCUCCUCCUCCUCCUCCAUCUCCUCCUCCUCAGCAUCAUCAGGACUUCUGCCAUCCUGUCCACCAUACUGGAUGAUGUUCAGCAGCCCGCAGCAGAGCCGCCUGGCUAGCCGCCACAGCUCAGACUUCUGGGAGCCCAACCCUCGACAGCGCUCCAACAGCCUGAACCCCGCUGUCCUGCGUGCCAAGUUUACCAUCUCAGACUCUGAGGAGGAAGGAGAGAAAGCCACACAGGAAGUCAAGAAGGACGUGUCCGAGAAGGCUGGCUCGGGGAAUGCUCGCAGCACGCUUUCUUGUCGGAACGAUCAGAAGAAAGCACAGAAAGCUUUCGUCCCUGACCUUUUGAGCCCCGCGUCCUGUCUGAGCAGCCUGCCUCACCAGCGCAGGAAGAACCUGCGUCAGUGUUCCCUUUCAGCGAUGGACCGCACCACACAGCAAGAGUCCAACGCAGUGAGCCGGCCCCAGAGCCCCUCCUCACGUAGAGCUCCCAACACCAGAGCCAACACAGUCCACCCUAUCAUCAGCAAUCAGACCCCACAUGAUAGGACGCCUCACAGACCAGACUCCCGCAGAGCCCCCAGCACCACCUGUGCUGUGGACUCAUCUGCAGAGCUCCUGUCGGCUCUGAGCCCAGAGGAGAGGGAGCUGCUGGGGGCCAUCACUGCUCGAGGCUACCCUCUCCACACUGCUAUCAUCGCUCUGCAGAGGACAGGGCAGCAGACUCCGGAUCAGAUUUUGAGUUACCUGGUGGCCUGUGACCACCUGUGUCAGCUGGGUUACGACAUGGCUCAAGUAGAAGAAGCACUGGAGAUGUUUCAAAACUGCGAGACAAAGGCCGAGGAGUUCCUGCACCUGCUGAGUCAGUUCAACGAGAUGGGCUUCCAGCUGAACGCCAUUAAAGAAGUUCUGCUGGUCCACGAAAACCACAGAGAGCGGGCGCUCGAGGAGCUGAUGAUGCGCGUGGCAUGACAAAAAUCAGUGGCUGCAGAUAACCUGAAUYAUUUACCCCAGAAACAUGUGAUAAAAAACAUUAAUAAAUCACAUCAAACACUUUUUUAUCACUUGAACAAAUAUGGCAGCAUUAAAGUAGAAUCCUCAUUUUCUUUUUUUUACACAUUUGUUUAUUUGUAAACUAUAUUAUUGUAUUCAUGACUUCCUUAAAAUAAUUUAUACCCCUCWUAUGUUUUUGGUACAAAAUCAAUCUGUUUAAACUCUUGUUCUCUAAAGAAAUUCUAGCUGUUGUAAUACUGUAAAUGUGCACGAAUUUAUCAAGGUUAUAAAUUAACAAAAAAUGUGCUUUGUUACAAAAUGUGUAUCUGACAACACAAACAUUUGACAAUUUAACUUCUUGAGGAUUGUUCUUUUUAGAAUAAAUAUAGUAUAGUAAAAAUA
Molecule: messenger RNA, 1679 nt
Organism: Austrofundulus limnaeus
Lineage: Eukaryota; Metazoa; Chordata; Actinopteri; Cyprinodontiformes; Rivulidae
Gene: ubap1lb
Product: ubiquitin associated protein 1-like b
Exons: 6
Coding region: 105-1256 (383 amino acids)
Biological process (GO): ubiquitin-dependent protein catabolic process via the multivesicular body sorting pathway
Cellular component (GO): ESCRT I complex
Molecular function (GO): ubiquitin binding
Source: RefSeq, a predicted model, not a curated record